AUGCACCAAGAGCUUGGCGAUGCAGUGAUUCAUGUAUCAGCUGGGCGCAAUUGGUUGUAUCUCUGCGAUUCAGACGCAGUGAAUGAAAUUUUCAAAAGGAAGGAUGAUUUUGAUAGACCACCGGAUUUGCUGGCGGUGCUAGCGGUUUUUGGACCUAAUAUCUCAACAGCAGUAGGCGCAGAUUGGCAGCGUCAACGCAAAAUCACCAGCGCACCAUUCAAUGACCAGAACAAUCGUCUAGUCUGGAUCGAGGCGUUGAGACAGGCAGAUGAGAUUAGGCAGUUCUGGAAGUCCCUCGAAGAACCUGUCAUCCGGACAGAUAAAGAUACCCGCACGUUCUCACUCCAUGUACUGUCUGGGGCUGGAUUUGGGAAAUCAUACUCCUUCAAAAGAUCGACCGAGCAACCCAAACAAGGACAUACCUUUAAUUACAGAGACUCACUCGCCAUUGUCCUGGAAAACUGCCUUCUCAUUCUUGUCCUCGGUCCUAAACUUCUCUCUAAAGUGCCAUGGCCGCCAAAGUGGGAGCGGAUUGGACGAGCAACAGUCGACUUCAAGUAUUAUAUGACAGAGAUGCUCAAUGAUGAAAAGCAUGCUAUUUCACAAGGGAAAACCAGAAGCGCAACUUUUACAAAUUCUUUACUUCGAGCUUCCAAAGAACAGUCUCAGUCAUCAUCAGAAGGCUCAAUCUCAAAUGUCACAAAUGGCUUCCAAGGACUCACCGAAGAGGAAAUAUAUGGAAACAUCUUCGUUUAUAAUUUUGCCGGGCAUGAUACAACUGCCAUUGUACUCAAUUGGACACUUUAUCUUCUUGCGGCUCACCCCGAAGUUCAAGACUGGAUCUCCGAAGAGAUUAACGCCGUUUUGACGAACGAUAUGCCAUCAACAUGGGAUUUCAAGGAAAUAUACCCCAAGUUGAACCGAUGUCUUGCUAUAAUGUUAGAAACUGUGCGACUUUGGAAUCCAUUGAUCGGUAUCUGCAAGUCUACUUUUGAAAAACCACAACCACUUACAGUCGACGGUCGAACGAUCAUCAUUCCACCAGACACGCGCAUUAUUCCAAAUAGCAAUGCAUUGCACUCGCAUCCACGAUACUGGGGUUAA
Messenger RNA from Sclerotinia sclerotiorum 1980 UF-70, 1104 nucleotides. RefSeq lists its product as hypothetical. Lineage: Eukaryota; Fungi; Ascomycota; Leotiomycetes; Helotiales; Sclerotiniaceae. The coding region runs from base 1 to 1104 and encodes 367 amino acids. The transcript is spliced from 4 exons. The record is from RefSeq and is a predicted model, not a curated record. Gene Ontology annotation, molecular function: monooxygenase activity; oxidoreductase activity, acting on paired donors, with incorporation or reduction of molecular oxygen; heme binding.